AUGGGGCAUCAAUCUGAACUGGCUACACCUCACAAUAGUGACGAUGAAAGCGGAGAUGCUUUUACAGAUGGCGAUUUUGGUGAUUCAGAUGAUGAACAUAUCAUAGAAAGAAAUGAUAAUAUAAAAGCAUCGCAUAUUCCCAUUAACGAAACCAAAAACGAGGAUAUUCACAAAAUGAAUGGCGCAACAAAUGGUUUUUCUAAAAACGCAGAUUUUGAAGAACAACCUAGACAUAUAGUAAGAAGCGUUAGUGAGGCUCAUUCCAGUGAUGUAGAGAAUCCAAACAUACACCUAUCAGACCUUCGUAGGGAUUCUCACGGUGACCAAAGUCCCUCAAUAGUCGGCAUUCUUGGAGAUCAGCAAAAUCAUUUUGUAUGUGACAUCAGCUGGACGCACUUGUGCGAUGGUAUUGUCACGUUUGGUGACCUCAUACAACGCCAUAGCUCCAACAUGAUUGAACUCGAACUGUUAUUCUAUAUCACAGUUCGUAUUUUGACACUCUAUGCUGAGCAACGGUUGGCGGCGCGUCGCGCUGCUCGGGCAGAGGCGCGUGAAAUCCGCAUGCGCGAGUUAGAACGGCAGCAAAGAGAACAGGAGGACCAUGCCGAUAAAGCAUAUGACAUGUAUGCGGGUAAGACGGAGACGGUGGGGCGGCGGGACCGCACACGCCUGGCGGCGCUCAGCCCGGCCAGCUCCGUGCUCUCACCGCGGAGAAGCUCCGAGGACUCCGUCGAUGACCUCUUCAGUAUGAAGGAUCUUAGGCACGAGUUAAAAGAAGUAGAGGAAAAAUUCCGUAAGGCGAUGAUUCUGAAUGCGCAGUUGGACAAUGACAAGGCGGCGCUCGGUUACCAGCUAGAAUUGCUUAAGGACAGGAUAGAGGAGCUCCACGAGGAAUAUGCGCAGUUACAGCGCGAGCACAGGGAAAAGUGUUCGUCCCUGGAGCGUGUGAAGCGUGAGUUCGAGUCGGUGUCCCGCGAGCUGAGCGCGGCGCGUGAUGCCGUCCGCGCGCGGGACUGCGCGGCGGCGGCGGCCGGCUUCGCCUUCGUAGAGGCCGCCGCGCUGGACGCCGCGCCCAGCAGCGCCGGCCAGGCCGUCGGCGCCGUGCCGCCGCUCGCGCUCGUCAGCCACCACGCCGAGCAGCUGCUCAACGACGCCGGGGAGGGGACGCUAGAUGUACGGUUGCAGAAUUUGCUAAGUUCUAAACAAUCACUGGAAUCAGAAGUUCGCAAGCUGAAGUUGCAGUUGAACGAGGAACGCGCCGCCAGACAAAACGGUGUAGCGAACCAUCACGACCAGGAGUAUGAAAAUGAGUUGGAGGCGGCGCGCAAGGGCCUGUCGGAGGCGAAGGGGCGCGCGGCUCGCGCCGAGGCGGAGGCGGCGCUCAACGCCGCGCACGUGGCGCGCCUCGAGGCGCAGCUCGCCCGCCUGCGCGCGCGACAGGACCACCAGGACGAGCACGAGGAGCAGCUCAAGCAGGAGCGCCGCAAGCUGCAGCGCGAGGCCCGUGAAGCAUUGAACCGAGUGGAAGAACUGGAGACUGAGAACAGCCACCUGACGAAACGACUAGACAAACUCAAGAACGCAAAGUCAGCACUCCUCAAGGAUCUGUGA
This is a messenger RNA of Arctia plantaginis, 1611 nucleotides long. NCBI's taxonomy places the organism in Eukaryota, Metazoa, Arthropoda, Insecta, Lepidoptera, Erebidae. The record is from the annotation of a GenBank genome assembly.